AUGAUCAACUACCAAGAACAGGAGGAGCUUCAAAAUCUGGGCUUCCUUGGCAUCUUGAAAGAGUCCUUGAAACUCAUAUUUUCACGGAAAAAAAUCUUCACCCAAAUCACUCUGUCUCUCAUCCUCCCAUACAGCAUCAUCGGCUUUGUUGAACUGAAAGUCUUCCAGCUCAUCGUAAACGAUAUUAAGAAAUACGACAAUAAGUUGGAUAAUAUGGACAAGAACACUUUCAAGUAUGCAAAGACAUUUAUGGCUAUUGUCUCAUUUGAAACCUCUACUUAUAUGAACCUCUUAAUAGUGUACGCCGCCUUCAGUUAUACCCUCAACCUCCUUUCCACAUCUUCAGUUACUUACACCAUUGCCUGCAUAUACACGGACGAAGAAAUCACCUUUAGGAAGGUCGUUAGCAUUUCCCCAAAGGUUGGGAAAAGACUUAUCAUCACUUUUAUAUGGAUCAUUGCCAUUGGUUUCGUUUAUGUCAUUGUUCCAGGAGCUUUAAUCUUGGCUUUGCCUGCUUUGACUGGAACUCAUAGAAUUGGGAGAGUCAUUUUUCUACUUCUUGUGAUCAUGUACGUGAUUGGGUUCAUUUAUUUUAACCUCGUUUGUCGUUUGGCAAACAUGGUAUCUGUGCUAGAAGAUUAUGGAUUUCGAGCCGUGAUUAAGAGCUUUGUGUUGAUGAAGGGUAAGAUUGCAGUUUUCGUUGGUUUCUUUAUUCUGCGGAGGCUUUCCUUUAUAGCAACUCAACUGGCUUUUAGGAAAUUUCUUGUACCAAGUAUAUUGAGAACUGGGAUUCAAAUUCUUUGCUCGUUGUUUCCGUUGCCGCUGAAUCUCUUAGAUUAUGUUGCCCAACCCGUUGUCUACUUUGUUUGCAAAUCAUAUCACCAUGAAACCAUUGAUAGAAACUCUUUAGCGGAUCAUCUUGACGGUUUACUUGGAAAGCCCAAGGAUAUUGUUCCUACUGGGGGAGAUUCAUUUGAAGCACACGUAGUAUGA
Messenger RNA from Alnus glutinosa, 993 nucleotides. RefSeq lists its product as uncharacterized. The transcript has a single exon. Bases 1 to 993 code for a protein of 330 amino acids. Lineage: Eukaryota; Viridiplantae; Streptophyta; Magnoliopsida; Fagales; Betulaceae. The record is from RefSeq and is a predicted model, not a curated record.